AUCAAAAUUACACAAUUCCCGCGCAAAUCCUCAUUUCAAUAACCACGCCCCCAACGCCUCAGAAAGGGGAAAACGUCAUAAUAGAAGAACCAAUCAGCGCGAGGUAUUCGUGACUCAUUUGCAUAACCACGCCCCACCUGGCUCGCCCGCCAAGGCCCGCCGCCGACCCCGGGCUCUCUCUGCUCCCAGUGCUCCCAGUAAGAGCGGCACUGGCAGGGAAAGCGCGCCCAGUUCCUGCCCGGGGCUCUCAGCAUCGCUGCCGCUGCUCUCCCUGACAUUCCCAGUGCUCCCAGUAUCGCUCCCAGCGCCGCGCGGGCCGCAGCCGCUCUGCAACCCCUGGGGCCUGAGGGCGGCUGACUUUUGGGUGUCGGCAUCGGGCCGGGCGGAGCGGGGAGCGAGAGGAAGAGGAGGGACACGGGAGGAGGAAGAGGAGGGACACGGGAGGUGGAGCAACAACAGGAACAGGAACCAGCGGCCGGAACAGGAGCAGCGUUUUUGGCACCACGCGCUUCCCCCGCCCGCCCGCUCAGCCGCAGCUCGCCCGGCUCCGGCACCAGCGGCGACCCCGAGAAGCCGCAGCAGCAUUUCCCAAACCUCGGCACCGAGGAGGAGGAGGAGGCCGUGAGGAAGAGGAGGAGGAUGGCCCUGGACGCGCAGGAAAGAGCCAGCCCGGGCCGGGGAGGCGGCCGCAGCUCCGAGCUGGGGCUCCAGGAGCAGCUUCACGAUGGGGAGAAGCCCCACAAGUGCUCGGAAUGUGGGAAGGGAUUCAGGAGGAGAUCGGACCUGAUCAAACACCACACAGUUCACACGGAGGAGCGUCCGUACGAAUGUGAGGAGUGUGGGAAGAGAUUCAAAGUGAGCUCAAGGCUGGACAGACACCAGAGAAUCCACACGGGGGAACGGCCCUAUGAGUGUGGGGAGUGUGGGAAGAGAUUCAACCAGAGCUCAAGCCUGAAAGAACACCAGAGGACCCACACUGGGGAACGGCCCUACGAGUGUGGAGAGUGUGGGAAGACAUUCACAGUGAGCUCAAACCUGAAAACACACCUGAGGAUCCACACUGGGGAGAGGCCCUACGAAUGUGAUAAAUGCAGGAAGAGGUUUCGGAGCAGAUCCUGUCUCCUCGAGCACUAUCGCAUUCACAUAGAUGAGAGGCCUUAUGAGUGCUCUGAGUGUGGGAAGGGAUUCAAGCACAACUAUGCCCUCGUCCUCCACCGGCGCACCCACACCGGGGAGAGGCCCUACGAGUGUGAUAAAUGCAGGAAGAGGUUUCACAGAAGGUCCGGUCUCUUCCUGCACUAUCGCACUCACCUGGAUGAGAGGCCUUAUGAGUGCCCCGACUGUGGGAAGGCCUUCAAGCACAACUGCACCCUCAUGAUGCACCGGCGCAUCCACACCGGGGAGAGGCCCUACGAGUGUGAUAAAUGCAAGAAGAGGUUUCAGACCGGCUCCAGUCUCCUCCUGCACUAUCGCAGUCACCUGGAUGAGAGGCCUUAUGUGUGCCCCGACUGUGGGAAAAGCUUCAAGGUCAACUCCGCCCUCAUGAUCCACCGGCGCAUCCACACCGGGGAGAGGCCGUAUGAGUGUGAUAAAUGCAGGAAGAGGUUUCCCACCAGCUCCAGUCUCCACCUGCACUAUCGCAGUCACCUGGAUGAGAAGCCUUAUGAGUGCUCCGACUGCGGGAAGAGCUUCACGCAAAACUCCACCCUCAUCAAGCAUCGGCGCAUCCACACUGGGGAGAGGCCCUACGAGUGUGAUAAAUGCAGGGAGAGGUUUCAGGCAAAAUCCCAUCUCCUCCGUCACUAUCGCACUCACCUGGAUGAGAAGCCUUAUGAGUGUCAAGACUGCGGGAAGAGAUUCAAGCAAAACUCACACCUCAUCAGGCAUCGGCGCAUCCACACUGGGGAGAGGCCCUAUCAGUGUCCCGAGUGUGGGCAGAGCUUCUCCUUUAGCUCUAACUUGAUCCGACACAAACGGAUUCACGAUGGGGAGAAGCCCCACAAGUGCUCGGAAUGUGGGAAGGGAUUCAGGUGGAGAUCGGAGCUGGUCAAACACCAGAGAAUCCACACGGGGGAACGGCCCUACAAGUGCUCGGAAUGUGGGAAGGGAUUCAGGAGGAGAUCGGACCUGAUCAAACACCACACAGUCCACACGGAGGAGCGUCCGUACGAAUGUGAGGAGUGUGGGAAGAGAUUCAAAGUGAGCUCAAGGCUGGACAGACACCAGAGAAUCCACACGGGGGAACGGCCCUACAAGUGUGGGGAGUGUGGGAAGAGAUUCAGCCAGAGUGCACACCUGAAACAACACCAGAGGACCCACACUGGGGAACGGCCCUACGAGUGUGGGGAGUGUGGGAAGAGAUUCAGAGUGAGCUCAAGCCUGAUCCUACACAAAAGGAUCCACACUGGGGAACGGCCCUACAAGUGUGGGGAGUGUGGGGAAAGAUUCAGGCAGAGGUCAAGCCUGAACACACACCGGAGGAUCCACACUGGGAAGAGGCCCUAUGAGUGUGAUAAAUGCAGGAAGAGGUUUCAGAGAAGCUCCUGUCUCCUCCUGCACUAUCGCACUCACCUGGAUGAGAGGCCUUAUGAGUGCUCCGACUGUGGGAAGGGAUUCAAGCAAAACUCACACCUCAUCACCCACCAGCGCAUCCACACUGGGGAGAGGCCCUACGAGUGUCCCGAGUGUGGGCAGAGCUUCUCCUAUAGCUCUAACUUGAUCCGACACAAACGGAUUCACACGGAGGAGCGUCCGUACGAGUGUGAGGAGUGUGGGAAGAGAUUCAAACUGAACUCAAGGCUGGACAGACACCAGAGAAUCCACACGGGGGAACGGCCCUAUGAGUGUGGGGAGUGUGGGAAGAGAUUCAACCAGAGCUCAAGCCUGAAACAACACCAGAGGACCCACACUGGGGAACGGCCCUACGAGUGUGGUGAGUGUGGGAAGACAUUCACAGUGAGCUCAAACCUGAAAACACACCUGAGGAUCCACACCGGGGAGAGGCCCUACGAAUGUGAUAAAUGCAGGAAGAGGUUUCGGAGCAGAUCCUGUCUCCUCGAGCACUAUCGCAUUCACAUAGAUGAGAGGCCUUAUGAGUGCUCUGAGUGUGGGAAGGGAUUCAAGCACAACUAUGCCCUCGUCCUCCACCGGCGCACCCACACCGGGGAGAGGCCCUACGAGUGUGAUAAAUGCAGGAAGAGGUUUCACAGAAGGUCCGGUCUCCUCCUGCACUAUCGCACUCACCUGGAUGAGAGGCCUUAUGAGUGCCCCGACUGUGGGAAGGGCUUCAAGCACAACUGCACCCUCAUGAUGCACCGGCGCAUCCACACCGGGGAGAGGCCCUACGAGUGUGAUAAAUGCAAGAAGAGGUUUCAGACCGCCUCCAGUCUCCUCCUGCACUAUCGCAGUCAUCUGGAUGAGAGGCCUUAUGUGUGCCCCGACUGUGGGAAAAGCUUCAAGGUCAACUCCGCCCUCAUGAUCCACCGGCGCAUCCACACCGGGGAGAGGCCCUACGAGUGUGAUAAAUGCAGGAAGAGGUUUCACACCAGCUCCAGUCUCCACCUGCACUAUCGCAGUCACCUGGAUGAGAAGCCUUAUGAGUGCCAUGACUGCGGGAAGAGCUUCACGCAAAACUCCACCCUCAUCAAGCAUCGGCGCAUCCACACUGGGGAGAGGCACUACGAGUGUGAUAAAUGCAGGGAGAGGUUUCAGGCAAAAUCCCAUCUCCUCCGUCACUAUCGCACUCACCUGGAUGAGAGGCCUUAUGAGUGUCAAGACUGCGGGAAGGGAUUCAAGCAAAACUCACACCUCAUCAGGCAUCGGCGCACCCACACCGGGGAGAGGCCCUACGAGUGUCCCGAGUGUGGGCAGAGCUUCUCCUUUAGCUCUAACUUGAUCCGACACAAACGGAGUCUGCACUGAGGGAAGCCCUGCGAGUGCCCCGAGUGCAGGAAGAGCUUCGUGCGCUGCUCCAGCUCCAUCCCCCAUGGCAGGAUCCGCGCUGGAUGAUCCCCAGUGAGCCCCGGUGGGCAGAGCCCCGCUGAGCCCUGGUGCCGCUGAUCCGUGUUGGGAACACACCUGGCUGGGGGCUCCACGUCCUCCUGCUCCCAUCCCAGCCCACAUCCCAUUCCCAGUCCCAUAUUCCCUGUCCUGUUCCAUUUCUUGUGCUCUUCCUCCCUCUCCCAUUCCCAUGUUUGAAUUUCUGUAUUUCCAGUCCUGUUCCCAUAUUCCCUAUCCCAAUUCUGUUCUCAUAUUCCCAUUUCCCAUUCCAUUCCCAUCAUCUUAAUCUCUAUCCCAUGUUCUCUCUCCAAUUGCUAUUUCCAUAUAACAUGUCCCGUUCCCAUAUUCUCAUUCCCGGUUCCUCUUUUCGUUCCUGUCCCCAUUCCCAGUCUCUGUCCCCAUUCCCAGUUGUUGCAGUGUAACAGAUUCUCUCUGAGUCCCUCCAACAGAGAACAGAAUGCAAGGAUUAAAAUUAAAUUAGAAUUAAAACCC
Messenger RNA from Catharus ustulatus (Swainson's thrush), 4491 nucleotides. RefSeq names its product zinc finger protein 11-like. Lineage: Eukaryota; Metazoa; Chordata; Aves; Passeriformes; Turdidae. The record is from RefSeq and is a predicted model, not a curated record. Gene Ontology annotation, biological process: negative regulation of transcription by RNA polymerase II. The transcript is spliced from 5 exons. Gene Ontology annotation, molecular function: DNA-binding transcription repressor activity, RNA polymerase II-specific.